Messenger RNA from Toxotes jaculatrix (banded archerfish), 2544 nucleotides. RefSeq lists its product as uncharacterized. Lineage: Eukaryota; Metazoa; Chordata; Actinopteri; Toxotidae. The transcript has 9 exons. The coding region runs from base 91 to 2040 and encodes 649 amino acids. The record is from RefSeq and is a predicted model, not a curated record.
UUGAACGCGAGAGCGCCUUUCUUUCUAAAUCAAUUAGCCUGCAACUUUCCGUCAUAUACUAACACACAGAAAACGUGUUUUAUAUGUAACAUGGACACGCAUUUAAAGAGUCAAUUGCAUGUAAAUAGUUUUAUCUACAAACGGUCACUGGAUCGAAUCAUAGACAAGUAUUCAAAGCUUCAUAACCAGGAUGGGGGGAUAGAGGUGGACCUCGACAACACAAAAACGCGGACACUUGAACGUUACAUGGAGAUGUCAAAAAUAGAGCUGAACAAGCUGGAAUCAAAGAGCUUGACAGAUUUGAGAGAGGAGUCAAUAGGAGAGCAGGACAUUACGAGAAACUCCCUGUUGGACUUUACGUGUCAGGAUAGUGGAGCUGAUGAGACUCAUGUAUCCACCAGCCAGAUUUCUGGGGAUGAUGAUGGGAUGCCUAGAAGUGACAUCACUCAGCUGACUGUGAGCUUGCUGGAUGAGAGUCAGAGAAACUUUUCUGAAACAGAGCUCCAGCCUGAGGACCAAGACGAGGAACUGGAAAUGACUCUGAGAAGUCAUGGCAGCUCUUUUGUGGAGCUCUACCCCAGCAUGAUCAGUCGAAUAGAGAAGGCCUGGCAUCGGCAGAAUGUCUCUGAGGCUGCCGACUCGGUGCUGAGGAGGUACCGCAGAUGGCGACAGCAGUCAAACAGAGGCAAUCUCAACAACACCUUCAACGUCACGCUGAGGCACAACAACAGCAACCCAGGAAAGAUAACCAGUAAAACGCUGCUCAAGAACAACGUCAGCAGCCAACGGAACAGACAGCUCCUGAGGAAUGAAUCUGCCCCUCGCUCUCCUUUGCAGUUGGUAACCAAUCUGCAGGCUUUGCAAGCACAGCAGCUGUCUCCUGAGAGGGAGAGAGGCUCGCUGAGAAGAGAGCAGCACCAGCCUAUCCUCGUGAUGGACCUCUUUGGUCCCUCUGAGAUCACUAAACCAAAAGAGGUCUCAUUGAAUGAGACCUUCACAGUGUCUGAACUGUCCCAGCUGGGAGAACAGCCCUGCACUUACACUGCCAGUCCUUCACAACAUUGCUAUCCCACUUCAAAAGCAUGCUUGGACCAGUCUCUUAGGUCUAGAAGGCUUUCUCUCUCUGCGCAGACACAUUCAUGGAGCACCCAGCAGCCUGCUGGGUGCUUCUUGAAUGUGUCUGAUAUCACUGUUAAAGAAAGACCUGACAUCUAUGGCUCUCCAGUCAGGCAGAGUCCCUUAAAAGCGAGAAUGAUGACCAGCCUCAAUAGAUCACCUCACGCUUUUUCCAGAAGCCCCAAAGAAAAUUCAGUGGAAGGCUUUUCUAGAGAGCCUGUCAGGCCCAGAUCAAUGUCCACGUCUCUGUCCUCCCCUCCACAAAAGCCUCUCGUACCUCCGAGGAUGCUUUGCCCUCAAGAGUCCCAUCUCUCCCUCCGAUCACCUCAGUCUGCCACAGCAGGUCGUCUCAGGCUCCGGCGGCACCUUUCUUUUGACUCCUCCCUGCCAUCGAUCCGUGUCUCCUACUCACCAAAGAAGCUUGACGAGGACUUUAUAAAACUCUACCACAAGUUCGUCUGCCAGAGCAAGUCUUCUCUCUUUAAUAGCCCUGUCUGCCGUCUCUGUGCUAGAAGCUCUGAGGCCAGCAGGGGCCACUCUACCUCAGCUUUGGCAGCUCUGGCCUUGUCGCCUCACCGCUCCGUCCUGAGGAAACGCCACAGGGAGUUAGGCUGGGGUGACCAUCCCCAGUCCAAACGCUUCAGGGACGAGUUCUGCACGUCCUCCCCAGGCUCCAAGCGCCAUGGGAAGGAGAUGCUGAGGCGCUGCCUCUCUCCGUCUGAGCUGUCUCGUGAUGAUCUUGCCUAUAGCUCCAGUAAACACAGCAUGUUUAACAAAUUCAGCACACAGCAGCGCUCAGCAGAUGCACACCAGGAAGCCUGGAUGAGACGGGGUCGGCCUGUAUCUGCAGCUGAGUUUUCUGGCCUGGGAGGUUCACUUGAGAGCAGCAUGGCAAAUGGCUUCUCCCCCAGAAAACAGUGGUGAACAUCUGGAUUACAUCUGCUGAGGAAAGUCCUGCCCACAGAGGUUCUCCUUCAAGUCCCAGAGUGGAAAACAAUUUAGAAACUUCUCACAAAACAAAUGUCAAAGUAUCGGGUAAAGGUGUGAUGUUUCCAGUAUAAAACUGCUGAAAAGUAAAGUCCUCACAGUAACAGAACGGGUAACACUGGAAGUGUUUUUUUCUCAGCUGGUUUAAUUAACAUAUAAUUAAACUGCAGUGGAACUGUUGAGAAGUUAAAGCUGUAAGUGGUCGUGGCUGAGUUAUUUUCCAUCCUAGUUUAUUUUUUAUGGUUACUGUUAAUAUUAAUGUGACUGAUAUUAUUCAUACUCUUACGUGUUCUGUGACUAAAUUUUAGACUUUUUGUGCUGUGGUCAGUCAUUACCUAAGUUAACACGGCAUUGUGUUUAUUUCUUGUAAUAUAUGUUUAUGAUUAAAAUAAAAUUGUAUUUCAUGUGAAAAAGCUUUUUCUGAAAAAGAGAAAAAAAUCA